This is a messenger RNA of Tripterygium wilfordii, 2869 nucleotides long. Its product is annotated as cysteine-rich receptor-like protein kinase 10. The transcript has 8 exons. Bases 96 to 2135 code for a protein of 679 amino acids. Gene Ontology annotation, biological process: protein phosphorylation. The record is from RefSeq and is a predicted model, not a curated record. Gene Ontology annotation, molecular function: ATP binding; protein kinase activity. Lineage: Eukaryota; Viridiplantae; Streptophyta; Magnoliopsida; Celastrales; Celastraceae.
GGUGGCUUGACUUUGCUUUUAUUGAAUAUCAAGGUACCUCUGUCUUGCAUUCCCAUCUAUCUGUUACUGAAUAACCCAUAAACUGGGUCUUGUAUAUGUUUGUUUCCAGCCGUUCAUUCAUCUCCUUCAACAUCCUAUCUGCUAAACCAAACUAUUUACAAGAAAAAGACUUUGCGAUGUCUACACUCAAAAUCUCCAUUGCAAUUCUCUGUCUAUCUUUGCUUGCUCUGGCAAUUGAAGCAGAUCCUUCUUACCUUGCCUGUUCAUGUUCAAAUACCACAACUUUCAUCCAAAACAGCACUUACAAUCACAAUCUCAAUCUUCUCCUUUCCUCGCUGGCCUCCAACGCCACUGGCAACAAUGGCUUCUACAACACCACAGUUGGCCAGGCGUCUGACACAGUCUACGGCCUCUUCCUCUGCCGCGGAGAUUUAACUGAUCAAGUCUGCCAAGAGUGUCUCAACUUCGCUACCCAGUUUGUACUAGUACAGUGUCCAGUACAAAAGGUAGCCAUAAUUUGGUAUGAUGAGUGUUUUCUACGCUACUCAAACCAAUCAAUCUUCUCUACUGUGACUGAGACACCAACGCUGCAAAUGUGUAACUCAGACAACGUUAUAGAACAAAACAUAUUCAACCAGCUCGUAGGAGCCACAAUGAAUGAUACAGCUACCCUGGCUGCAAGUAAUCCACCUGGUACUAAAAAGCUUGCAACAAAUGAAGCAAAAUUUACGCUGGAGCAGACGGUGUAUGCACUUGUGCAGUGCACGCCGGACCUGUCUGAGGCUAAUUGCAGAGGAUGUCUUGCGAUAGCUAUUUGGAAUCUUUCAAGGGUUUGUCGUGGGAGGCGAGGAGGAAGAUUUUUGUUGCCUAGUUGUGACGUCAGGUAUGAAACCUACCGCUUCUAUAAUGAAUCUGCAGUUAUGGCUUCACCACCUGCAUCUGUACCGGCUCUUCCUCCUUCACCUUCAAGGACUAAAGGAAAAAGACAACCUUCGUGGAAGAGAAUUGUCACGAUUGUUGCUGCAAUUGUUGCAUUAGUGGUGCUUUUCCUUGUGGGUUACUGGUUGUUAUGCCGGAGAGGCAAAAAGAAAUACCAAAAUGCUGGGAAUGAUAUUCCGACUAUAGAGUCAUUGCAAUUUGAUUUGGGAACCAUUAAAUCCGCAACACGAAAGUUUUCAGAUGAUAAUAAGUUAGGACAGGGUGGAUUUGGUGUGGUUUACAAGGGGACACUUCACAGUGGACAAGAUAUAGCAGUGAAGAGGCUAUCAAGAAGUUCUGGUCAAGGUGCAAAAGAAUUUAAAAAUGAGGUUGUAGUGGUAGCCAAGCUUCAACACAGAAAUCUGGUCAGGCUGUUGGGAUUUUGCUUAGAAGGAAAAGAAAAGAUUCUGGUCUACGAAUUCGUGUCUAACAAAAGUCUAGACUUUUUUCUAUAUGAUCCUGAAAAACAAGGUCACUUGGAUUGGCUAAAACGUUACAAUAUCAUCGAAGGGAUUGCUCGGGGUAUCCUUUAUCUGCACCAUGAUUCUCGGCUUAGAAUUAUACACAGAGAUCUCAAACCAAGCAAUAUAUUAUUAGAUGGAGAUAUGAAGCCAAAGAUCUCAGAUUUUGGAAUGGCAAGGAUUUUCGGAGUUGAUCAAACUCAAGGAAUCACAAAUAGAAUUGUUGGAACUUAUGGAUACAUGCCUCCAGAGUAUGCGAUGCAUGGACAAUUUUCUAUCAAGUCCGAUGUCUAUAGUUUUGGAGUUUUGGUUCUGGAGAUUAUUGCUGGAAAGAAGAACAGUUCUUUCUAUCACAUAGAUGUUAUUGAGAACCUACCAAGCCAUGCUUGGAAGCUUUGGAGAGCUGAAACACCAUUGGAAAUGUUGGAUCCUACUCUAAGGGACUCCUAUUCAAGAGAUGAAGUAAUUAGAUGCAUACAUCUGGGGUUAUUAUGCGUCCAGGAAGAUCCUACUGUGAGACCCACAAUGGUGGACCUUGUGUCUAUGCUACACAAUUACUCUCUGAGUCUUCCUUCACCCCAACAGCCGGCGUUUUUUCUGCAUGGUAGAACAGAGCAUAACUCAUCUCAAUCAACAACCAAGUCAUUGCCAUCAUCGGAUAAUGAAGCAUCAAUUACUCAAUUGCAGCCUAGAUAAAACUACCCAAUGGAGAUUGGAGGCAAUUAUAUUGGAGCUCCUCUGUUUUACCAUGGCUACUCUGUUUUCUUUCUCUGCUCCGAAACAGGGGGGCUAAAACAGAGACGAUGAAGGAAUAAAACCCUUCACAAGAAAACUUAGUUUAAAGUUCUUAAGCAUCACAUAUUCUCUGUGUUUCACUACAUUUCAGAAGCAAUGAUGUUGAAGCUCCUUUGUGUAUGGCUACUCUGUUUCUUUCUUGUGCUACGAAACAGGGGACUGAAGCAGAGCCAAUAGACCAGAGUCUUAAAGGAGGCAAGAAAACCACUAUUGAGAAAGCAUUAGCUUAAUCUUCUUCGGUUUCAAAAGUCUUUUUUGUUUUUCCCAGUUUCACUGAUGCAAUCUUAUUGGAGCUCCUCUGUUCCUCUCCUGCCCUACGAAACUGGGUGCUAAAGCACUGACCCCCUGAAGAAGCAAUUUCGACCAAGUCUGAUGCUGAAGGUCUCUUUCAUUCAGCCUUCUAUUUUCUGAGAAGGACUUGCUAGACAAUGAAAAUUGGGUGUGAAGGCAAAAAGAAGACCGAAGGCACCAAGUGAGAAUUGAAAUUGACAUCGUUUAAUCUUCUCAUUAUUUUUGUUUGCAUGUAUAAACAAGUAAAGAUGACCACUAUUUUCUGUAGUAAAAAGCUUUUAUUGCACAAGUCAUAAUGAGGUAGUCCAGGCCCUUCGACCAUGGCAUCUCUGACUUUUCUCACA